Messenger RNA from Seminavis robusta, 13186 nucleotides. The record is from the annotation of a GenBank genome assembly. NCBI's taxonomy places the organism in Eukaryota, Bacillariophyta, Bacillariophyceae, Naviculales, Naviculaceae.
CAUUCAUACUGGUAAAAGCAGCUUCAGUGCCACCGGUAGCUAUAGAAUAGUAAGGUUGGCAAUCAAAGUCGAUCGGUACAUCGGUACCAUGGCAGCUCCAACCGUCUUCGAAUCGUCUUUCUUCCCUGACAUUGUGGAUGGAGUCCGAGAAGUAGAUUCUCCGCUGACGCCCAUCAACCAAAAGCUUCGAAGGAAAAAUGUAGUAGCCGCAGCAUCGGUGUCAGGGCCCAACAUGCCCAUGAACAGUCCAACGGAUCCCUGGAGCUCUGCCUUUGAUUACUCUGGGUUGAACGAUCCACUGGUAGAGGGGACGGCACAGGGUGUAUGUGUGUGUGCCAUGAAACGACGAAACAGUUGGGCCGAGAAAAAGUUUCCCACUCACACAGAAGAAAGAUCCAACAAACAGUCCACUGAGUCAACACUAACAGUGACAGAAAACCAGGGUACUCCAUCGUCACCCAGUCCCAACAAGACAACUACCAAAUGCCCGUCCUGUGGAAAAUCUACCUCGAUGAAUCCCAGAAGCUUGGCAUGGGGAUACUCGAAAGCCACCAACAACAAUACUAAAUUGGCCAAAACAGAGGCUACGAAUGCCAUGGGAGAAGAUCCACAACAUGCACAGGCACUGCUUCAGUCGACACCCAAACUCAGACAGCUCUCUCCGGCUUCUGCUGAUAUGCAACAAAUAAUGGGCCGUUCACGGAAUAUUCUGAGUCUGAUAUUACCGCCUGCAGCAGACGGAAACGAGGCAAAGUCUUCGGGAAGUAUUCUCAUGGAUUAUAAGAAAAGUCUAGCCAGGGAAAGAGCCAAUCAACAAGCUGCGUCAGAGCUUGCAUCUCUGCUCUUUUCUCUUUUCCAUGAAAUGUCACUGGAAGACUAUGGUAUUGUCGAAAGUGAAGUUUUCACAUCUGUAUUUGCAUUGGUACAUGAUACACGAAAAGAGUAUCGAAUGGCUGGCUUGGCCGCCCUGGAUGCUCUCGUGGUGGUAGAAGCUCCCAGUGCCGAUGAAGAAAAGAAGGGCAUCAAGUUUGCCAAUGCACUCAGUAAAGCGCUACAAUCUGCCCAUGGAGACUUUGAAUUCUUGUCUGCCGUAUCUAAAGCUCUGGGCCACAUGGCGUUGAGGACCACUCUCAGUGAUUUCAUUGAAAGUGAAAUUGGUAGGGCGUUGGAAUGGCUACGCACCGAAAGGUCAGACCGAAGACUUGCGGCUGCAUUGUCGCUGAAAGAGCUAGCCAUUCAUGCACCAACUGCUUUCCACUCCAAGACAAGUCAAUCUACUCUGGGACAAGGUGGAUCGAACGAGUUCCUCGAUCACAUUUUUGAAGCCAUUAGGGAUCCACAACCUAUUGUCAGGGCAUGUGCCGCAGACGCACUGUCGCAAUGCUUGAAGCUUCUUGUAGAAAGACAACAUCCGUCGCUCACGGGGUUGCUCUGCCAAGUGUUCUUCUCGUUAAUGGAGGGACUCAAGCAGGAAGCCACAAAGAAACGGACGAUAUCGGCAUCAGUGCAACACGGAUCGCUUCUUGUAGCAAGCUGCAUGAUUGCUUUUGCGGGUGACUUCAUGCUGCCUCGUUUUGACGAAGUUUGCACCGCCAUCUUGGACUUUACGACCUGCGAAAGUCCGUUGAUUCGACUCGAAGUUGUAAGGCUCAUUCCCAGACUCGCAAGACGGUGUCCGACUGUCUUUGGGAGACGAUACCUCGACGAGAGUCUCAUCUUCUUGAUCGAAAGUGCGUCGACACCAGUACAACCACGCGCGGGAGUGGAUGUGAGACCUUCGGCAUACAGAGCCAUUGGGCAGCUUACUCUGGCAAUGAGAGAUUCCAGUACGGGGCGUGUCAUCGGAGGGGCUGCUUUGCGAAAUGUCAAGAUUGCAGAAGAUCCUAACAAUCCUGAUGGAGCGUACACGGUGCAAGUAUCCAAAUCUGGUGUUAUUUUCGACAAACUGCAAGAAAUAUUCGGGCUAUUGAAAACGGUGCUACAGUCGGGAUCCCCAGAGACCCUUAGCCCCGCGCUUGAAUGUGCUGCUAAUCUCGUUCAAGCCUUGGAUGACAUGGCACUUCCCUACAUCUCUGACUUGAUCAAUGACAUGUUCCGAGCCGGUCUAACCACUGAGCUGAUAAAUGCUUUGCACGCCAUCGCGCAAUGUGUUCCAGGACAACAGAGCGUCAUAGAAAACCGAUUGCUCCAAGAGACUUCCCUGAUUCUGGCAGGGAUGCCGUCGGCAAGAGAUAUAUGUGACCCUCUGCGUGGAUUGAAAUCUUCACACUGCCAACGGAAGUCUGGCAGACGUCAGUUACCGCAACAGAACGGGAGUGCUUCAUCAGCGCGUUCCAACAAAAUCACAAUAAACAUGGCAGACGAUCCAAGAACCGUGAAGGCUCUCGUCUUGUCUCUCCAAACCUUGGGAUCAUUUGGCGAUCACAUGGGAAGAGUAACCACUGCUGGAGCUGUUGUCCCGCUUCUUCCAUUUGUGCAAGAAGUGGCAAUAAAAUAUGUUUCUCAUCCAUCCAGCGAAGUUCGGAGAGCUGCUGCUCUAACGUGCUGUGUUCUCCUUCACCCUGACGUGCUCGUUCGCAAUACGAGUUACGGCGGCAUUGUCAUUGAAGAAUGUUUGGCAGAGCUACUUAAGGUGGCAAUCAGUGAUCCGAGUGCUGUGGUUAGGUUGUGCGUUGUGCGAGGAUUGGAUUCAAGGUAUGAUCCAUUCCUCUCCCAGUCGCAUCAUCUUCAAUCACUCUUCCUCCUUCUCAGCGACGAGUCUCUCGCCACGAGAGCUGCGGGUUUGCGUCUUCUCGGCCGCCUUACUGUUAUCAACCCCGCUCCUAUCCUGCCGGUAUUGAGACGGUUCCUUGCCGAUCUUAUUGUGGAGCUACAGUGUGGUGUUGAAACAGGGAGAGGGAGAGAGGAGGCUACGCGACUGUUGGUCGUCUUUCUAAAAGCCAAGGCCCUGCAGAGAUUAGUCCAUCCUGUGUUGCAGUCACUUGUUGGUGCACUUCCACUGAGCGGGGCGGCUCCUCGGCUGGCCUCAGCAGCACUUGAAGCAUUGGGCGAACUGGCAUUGGCUACGGGAAUGGCUCUUCAACCUUGGGUGAAAGAUGUUGUUCCACACAUCCUUGUAACAAUGCAGGACCAAAGUAGCACGAGUAAACAGCGCACUAGUCUCAUGACAUUGGGGCAAAUUGCAGGAUCCACAGGCUACGUAAUUCGGCCUUAUUUGGACUACCCCAAUUUGCUGUCCCAGGCGACGGAUGUGUUACCAGGAACAAAGCGUGCGCCAUGGGCUUUACGUCGCGAAGUGAUUCGUUGUCUUGGCGUCUUGGGAGCCCUGGAUCCGGACCGGUAUCAGAUGGUUGCAUCCAAGACGAGAAAAGGUGGGGCUGUCGGUGGCGCCUACUUUGAUGAGGAGCAAGACGAUUCGGCGCAGCAGUCGGCAGACAAGAACAAAGACAAGAAAACAGAGGAUACAGAGACACAUCAAUCACGUUCGGGGCAGGCAUCGGCGAAUUUGAAUCCAGGAAAUGAUACGACUAUUAAUAGUGCUCCGACUGCGUUAGACAAUGACGAUGACCUGCCGGCGCAUCUAUCCAUGUAUGAACAAUACGCUGUCGUCGUGCAACCUGUGUCAAGUUUGCCACCCGCACGACGCAUUACACCAUCCGACGAACGAUUCUACCCUACAGUGGCAAUCCAGGCUUUGAUGCGAAUAUUCCGCGACCCAUCCUUGGCAGUACACCACGGAAUGGUCAUACAGGCUAUCAUGUUCAUAUUCAAGUCCAUGGGGUUGAGAUGCAUCCCCUAUUUGGGUAAGGUUGUGCCCCAUAUGAUAAAUGCAAUACGCAGUGAAACGGGCCCUGCCAGCCUUCGAGAGUCUCUGUUCAAGCAGAUGGCUUCACUGAGUGAAAUUGUUCGCGAGCAUUUGCGCCCCUUUAUAGCCGACAUAUUCGACGUCGUGGAGCAAUUCUGGUCAUCACGACAUCUUGGAACGAUUUUUUUGCUCGUGUCCAAGGUCGCCGUUGGUGUCCCAGACGAAUUCCGACGGUUUGUUCCGAGACUGAUACGAAGACUCUUGGAAUCUCUAGAAGAGCUUCAAGUGGCGGAGUGGUCCACUACGGAUGCGGACAAUUCUGGGAAUCACGGUGGGAGAAUUGAGUCGAACAAACUGGGACUGAUACUGAGCAGCAUUAACAGCCUUCGAGGGGUCCUGGGAGACUACAUCCACAUGCUUGUACCAGCCCUUCUCAAGCUGAGCGAUUCUUUGGCUUCUCUGUGCGCAGCGGGAUCUUCCUUCGGCGACCUUCAUGUCUCGACAUUACGAACAAUCUCUUCUUUGCUUGAAUCUCAAGUAGUAGCUCCAAAUCACCCCCCCACGCGAUCUUAUGCGUCGCUGCAGAGAUUCGGAGGGCAAUCAACAAUAAACUUUGAAUGUGGACUGUCAGCUCGAACGUUGCAGGCAUUGGUACGAUUGCUCCGAUCCAGGCCCCCGGUUAUCAGGGAGGUGGGCACUGCGGCCAUUGAAACACUCUGUGUUUGCGCCAAACAAUUGGGGAGAGUCAGAUGGCACAAUUCAUAUCACAAGGUGGUUGAAGCAUCCAUCAUUAAUUGGGAUGCUGCUUCGUCAUCUGGGUCGCUUCGUUCGGCAAUUCUUGCUGAAGGAAACCCUUCAACGCAAUCAAAUGCUGAGGAGACCAUGCCGACUGGGCUGUCGUACUAUAACAGAAAUCUUUCUUGUCUUUUCACGGCCGACUCGAAAAGCUUGAGUCAACAGCCUGCUCUGUUCCCCUCGGAAAUAAGACAAUCGAGCUUCCCGGAGAGCCCAGCGAUCGGUGGUGUGUCGGAUAGCGGCCUUCUUGAUGUGGACCAAAAUGUUGUAACCAACCAAGCCAAUCGACAACGUGUGAAUCAAGGCAACUUGCAACGGGCCUGGGAUGUGACCCAGAUUGCAUCGAGAGAUGACUGGGAUCAGUGGAUGCGGACCCUGUCUAUUAUGUUGCUUCGAGAGGCGCCGUCGGCAGCUCUUAGAGCCACAGCGAAUUUGGCGCAUGCAUACCAGCCACUCGCACGGGAGCUUUUUAGUGCAGCAUUCGUUUGUUGUUGGAAGGAACUGAGUAAGCCAUAUCGAAUGAACCUCAUUCAUGCUCUGGAAACUGCAUUCGCAGCAGACAUCUCUCCUGAGAUACUGCAGGCACUCCUUAACCUGGCUGGAUUCCUGGAACACGACCCGGAAGGAGGGCUGCCCAUCGAUAUUUCAAUUCUUGCUGAGCUUGCAUUGAAGUGUCGAGCAUACGCCAAGGCGCUGCAUUACAAGGAACGCGAACAUCGCAUGCGGGGCGCGAACUCUUGCGUGGAAGCACUUAUCAGUAUCAAUCGGAAGCUUGACCUUCACGAGGCUGCUCUUGGCAUUUUGAAGGCAGCAACCAUGAAGUUCGAAGGUGGGAGGCCGGGCACCACCUCGCCAUCUGAUGAAUUUCCCACUAGAAUCGCAAGGCACCAAUCUCAUGGCAUGUUCUACAGUGUUAUUUGGAGCACGGACGAUGUCGUAGUUAACAAUGGCGAGCAUGUAGAUCUGGCCGAGAGGGAAUCUUGGCUAGCAAAGCUGGGUUCAUGGACGGAGGCCCUCGCCGUGUACGAACAAAAGCUCAAGAACAAUGCAAUCGAUUUUGAUGCCAUUCUAGGAUGCAUGCGAUGUCUGGAUGCAAGCGGCGAGUGGCGCGGUGUGUUGGAGCUAGCAGAAAAGACCUGGCCAGCACUGAGUGGGUCAUCUGCGUUGGGCCGAGCGGACUCACUCCAAGAGCAAAACCCCAUUCAAACACAAAUGCAAAUUUCCGCGAGAUCGCAGAAGAAGGCAAUACGAUUGUGUGCUCAAGCAGCGUGGAGACUUGGUCGCUGGGGUGAUCUGGAGAAGUUUGCUACGGAACUGAACAGCGUCAACGCAUCCAACAACACGUCGAGCACCGCCGUACCAACCAGCAAAAGUGUUGCUUCAAGAGUUGACUUUGAGGGUUCCUUCUUUUCGGCCGUCUUGCAUAUUCACAGAAAGGAGUGGACUGUUGCGGCUGAGGCGAUUGACAAUGCGAGGAGAGCAAUGGACGGUCGGUUCACGGCACUCAUGGCAGAGUCCUACAACCGCGCUUACCCUAGCAUGGUGACUGCACAGACUCUGGCUGAGAUGGAGGAAAUCAUCGAGCUACAAAAACUCGAGGAACGUUCCCGAAGCGCUUUUCAUCGGCACCCAGCAAACACACCGAACACGAACGAGGCUCGGCUGAGGCUACAGAAGGUUUGGCGCGAAAGGCUUGCUGGCUGUCGUGCAGAUGCCGAAGUUCAUUCGUCGAUACUUGCGGUGCGUUCGCUGGUGCUGGGUCCGAGCGACGAUUACGAGGCCACGUUGACCUUGAGCGAGCUAUCGCGACAAGCAGAACGUUUCAAGCUCGCCGAACGUGUGCUUCUAGACCCUCUUGAUGCCCUUGGUGCCAACUUGGAUGGGCCUACUUUUGGUCUUCAGCUGGAUGGUCAGCUCUCGCUUGAUAUUAUGCCCGAGGGUGUGAAUGGUCCUGCCGGCUAUGCUUCUUUCAUAAAUCACUUGGUAACUCAAAGGGAAGGCGUGCUACAGCCCAAUUUUGGACCGAGGCAACAGCAGCUGAGCAACCAGCUUGUGUCGGCUGCAGGGGGUUUCAAAAGUAUGAGAAUACAGCACAGUCUCUAUUUUGCGUAUUUGAAGCACCUGUGGCUUACUGAUCAAGAGGACAUCGCAAUUGAUCGGUUGACUCGACUUUGCAAUGUUGUUGACCUCGUGUUCCACUGCGAAGACGUCGCCGACCAGUCAUUACGAGUUGCCUGUUGGCUAACGUUAGGGGAAUGGAAGAUGGAGGCCGCCACCUCUCCCGGCUCGUUCAUUCCAGAGGCCCUGCAAGCAGACGGAUUGUCCUGUUUCAAGCGGGCUGUGUCUAAUGAUUCCUGUGGGUAUCGUGCAUGGCAUGCAUGGGCACUGCUCAACUUCAGGAUCGCAGUGCAGCUUGGUAGUGCCAAGAAGAAUGCCCGAGCCGGCACUGCUCAGCGCAAUCAUGUCAUUGCGGCUGUAGACGGCUUCGUGACUGCCAUCAAUCUGGGCACCAAGCGAUUCUCUGCAUCGGUACAACAGGAUAUGUUGAAUGUACUCACUUGCCUCUUCCGGUAUGGCGAACUUGAGGGAGUAGCCGAAGUAAUCAACAGGGGCAUGGCCGCCGUGCCUGCCGAAGCAUGGCUCGGAGUGCUGCCUCAAUUGUUGGCGAGGGUGAGCAUCAAGUCAUCACGAAUUCGAAAAGUACUGCAUCCACUCCUGGUGCGACUGGGAGAAAGACACCCUCAAGCGUUGAUGUAUCCGUUGUCGGUGCUGCUGAAAAGUCCAGUUGCGGAACGAAAGAACACAGCGGACAGUUUGUUGAAAUCUCUCCCUAGAGCCUUGGUCGAAGAGGCGUUGAUUGUUUCGAACGAGCUUAUUCGCGUUGCAAUUCUUUGGCUAGAGACUUGGCAUGAGGGACUAGAAGACGCUUCUAGACUUUAUUUUGGUGAGGGGAACGUCUCGGGCAUGUUGGAUCUUCUUCUACCGCUCCAUGAACAACUUGAGCGAGGUCCAGAGACUAAGAGGGAAAUUGACUUUAUGAAAGCUUUCGGCAGUGACCUGAGCCAGGCACACAGCCACAUCAAAGAGUAUAUUGAAAGGUCGCAAACGGGGAACAAUGAUGGACCGCCACAAUAUGACCCGACAGGUCGUCUGAGCCACCAAAGUGAAGAGGCAGAAGCAGCAAUAAACAAAGCGUGGGACAUCUACUAUACUGUUUUCCGCCGAAUCAACAAGCAACUCCCUUCUCUGACAAAACUUGAAUUGGACCAAUGUUCACCUGCUCUGAGCAGAGCCCAUGGUUUGGAACUUGGUGUGCCGGGGUCAUACUGCGUGGACGGAACGUACGUCAAAAUCGAAAUGUUCAAUGAAUGUGUACAGGUCAUCACAAGCAAGCAACGGCCCCGGAAGAUUACGCUUAAGGGGAGCAACGGCAACGAUUACGUUUUCCUCUUGAAGGGGCACGAGGAUCUGCGACAAGACGAGCGAGUGAUGCAGCUCUUUGGCUUGGUAAAUGCUCUUCUCGUCCGUGAUCCGCAGACCAAAAAGCACGACCUGAAGAUCCAGCGAUACCCCAUCACUUGUUUGUCUACAAACUGUGGGCUGGUUGGCUGGGUUCCCAACACAGAUACAUUCCAUUCGCUGAUACGCGACUACCGCUUGACGAAGAGAAUAGCUCUGAAUCUGGAAAACAAGGAGAUGCUGAAGAUAUCUGCGGACUUCGACCUCCUGACUGUCAUGCAGAAAGUCGAGGUAUUCACUGAGGCGCUGCGGCGAACCACGGGGAAAGGGAAUGACAUCUACGAGAUUCUGUGGAGCAGAUCAACGAAUUCAGAAGAAUGGUUGGAGAGGCGCAACAAGUACACUCGGUCGUUGGCCGUAAUGUCCAUGGUUGGCUAUAUCCUUGGUCUUGGCGACCGGCAUCCUUCCAACUUGAUGCUCGACAAAAUUAGCGGUCGAGUUUUGCACAUUGAUUUUGGAGACUGUUUCGAAGUUGCGAUGUCCCGGGAAAAAUACCCUGAACGCGUUCCGUUUCGAUUGACUAGAAUGCUUGUCAAGGCCAUGGAAGUCUCCGGUAUAGAAGGGAGCUACCGAAGCACUUGCGAAAGGACAAUGUCGGUUCUCAGAGGCAGUAGAGAUUCGCUUGUAGCUAUGCUUGAAGCUUUUGUGUACGAUCCGCUGAUCAGUUGGCGCUUGGUCGACUUGUCGCCUGGGAGACCUUCCGAAGAGAAACUAGCCAGCGCAAUAGACCAGGAGUCAGCCAACGUUGACCGUGCUGCUUCGGCAGUCUCUGAAAAAUCCAGUGUCAAAAACUAUCCUAUCGCAGAAGACUUUGAGGCAGUUGGCAACCCAGGCUCGGAGGUGCUUGAUGAUGAGGAUGGAGCCAACGGGCCCCAACCUAUUGCGGCUUCGCAGCCGCAUGCGACGGGUGGGGCCUCCGUGAACACCAGUAGGUCCCAUGCACAAAUGUACACCAACAUGCAGAACUGGGCAGCAAACUUGGACACUGAUAAUCGCAUUGCAAGCAUAGCCGGAGAACGAUCGGAGCACGCUACGGCAGGAGGGUCUCUUGCCAUGUCACGAAUCGAACGUAGCAUGCGCCAGAAAGAGAUGCUUGGGCUGCUUCGCGGGGACGAUGGCACAGCUCAUGAAGAAGCAUUGAAUAAGAAAGCUCUGAAAGUCAUCCGACGUGUGCAAGACAAGCUGACCGGAACGGACUUCCCCGACUACAGCGAGACAUCUGAGCCUUUGGAUGUUCCCGAACAAGUGCAACGUCUCAUUGUCCAGGCAACCGCAAGCGAAAAUUUGUGCCAGUUAUUCAUCGGAUGGUGUGCAUUUUGGUAGUUGCCGUGUGGCUGCUUGCAUGGAAACUAGCUUGACUUCCGAUGAUCAAAUGGUGACUGCUCGCGGCUGCCGUGACCAAGAAAUAGAACUGACAGAGAGAUUUUAACUUCCAUGGAUAACUAGUAUGGAUUCUGAACAAGCUACCGCUAUGCAAUUAAUUAGAAUAGCAGCUGUUGCCUUGUUUGCACCCCUAACCGAUAGUUUUAAGAAAAUCAUUGGGAGGUCUUUCUCAGCUUCUUCGGAGGAAGGGCGAUUGGUGGGGGUACGACUUUGACGCCUUCUUUCCUGCCUUUGUCGUAUUCAAUCAUGUAUUGCAGGGCCCCGCAUUGAUUUGCUAGCAGCGAUGCAACAGCCACAGUUUGAGCCUGUGUCAAAGAGCCGAUUCGCCCACUUCCUCGAGACCGGAGAAUGGCACAAAAGAUAGGGUCGGUGUCUUCCAAGGGCGGACACUCCAAACUAAUACGCACCCUAAUCUGAACUGGGAAGGGUGACACCUUUGCAUUCACAUUCUUGGAAGCAAAGGUAGGCUCAAUAUUAUUCAGAGCUGGAGUCAACGCUUCAAAGAUUCCAAACAAUAGCCUGUCGCUCACGUUCAUAAGAAAGAUAGAGGCGCCAGGUCUGAUGCAGGAAGCCGCGCCUUUCAUAUGUGCUGGCAGGCCAAAGAUACCCCUUCCAAGGCACUCGUCCAUGGUGUCACUACUGCAUCCAAAGAUGAACCCUGAAAGAAACAGACGGGGAGAGUUAAAAAAAAGAUGGACCGACAGACAAUAAAAUAAAUAAAGGAAAGUCUUACCCGGGCCUGGCAUGGUGGGCCAAGCAAGUUCCUCGGGAAGCGGAGCGCGGAAGUCGGAAAGUAGCGCGUCUGGUGCAGGUGGUUCUUUGUCGCCUGUCCAGGACUCAUGAAGUGAAACCAAGGGUGAAUUCCAAACUGCCUUCAUCAACGCCUCACCCGUUCGUGGUGACAUGGUUUGGCAAAAACUAGUGUCACUGGUUGGGAAAAUGAGGUCCGGUGCAGCUUCCCUGGCAGUUUGCGACGGCAUCUCAGUGGUGCGGUACCAUUUCACAUUGAGACAAUAAUCAAAACCAUGGUGCGAUCCUUCCUUUCCAAGGGAUUCUUGAUAGCUGGCCCUGGACAUGACCAGUGCGGCACCUUGGAUAUGAUUUGACCCACUGACUGUAAAGAACACCAUGACUUGUUUGGCCCCAUCUUGGUAGGCAUGAUUCAAAGCCUCAGCAUGGCGCCUUUGAAGAUACCACUUUCCUUGUACUGUGCUGAUUGCCAGGUCUCGCUGGGUUGCGGCUAGAAUGAUAAAGAAGUGUGCCUGAUCAGGUUCAACAAUUGGGCUGGGCAGGCCACCUCCAGAAUUACCGCCUCGAAAGUAAUCGACAGUGACGUGUUCUUGACUAGCAAACAAGUUGUCGCCAAGCUCUGUGUUCUCGGGUUGUUUCUGUUCCUGUCUAGGGAACUUGCGCAGUUCAGAUUCUCCGUGAGCGAAAUGGCAACCAUCUCCAAAAGGACACUCUCCUUGAAUAAAAUGUUUGCAGAGACUAAUCUUGUAAAAUUCGUUUGGUUUUGGAGCAGGCCGCCUCGGUUGAGCCCCAUCCUUGCCUGCAGCUUGCAUUUGACUCAAUCCCAGAGUGAAGUCUGCCACAAGCGGCAGAUCGGCCCUUUCUUUUCUGAGGUGCUUGUAACGACAGUAGGGUCCAUGGAUACAGAAUCCUUGGCUGUAAAAUACACAUUCCAAGCGAUUCUCUUCACUGAUGUGCCGAAAUGGACAGUCCUUCAAUAGACAUUUUUCUCCUCUUCGACACAGGGGCAUCUUACUGAGAUCAUAUUGAUGCAGAAAUUCACAGGCCGACCCCUUCAUACAGAGAUCUCUCAGCCAAUGGCGACAGACAACGGUUCGAAGACGAGGGUCAUGCUUAGCACUGGUCAACACAGGCUCUGCUUCAUCUCCUGUUGCAAAGACAGACCCCGCCUUGCGGUACGGCAAAGGAUCCAAAGUGUCAGGGAUUCCAUGCUUCAGGGCAUAAUCUUCGAAAUCAUAUUCAACGUUCGCGAUCGUCAGAGCGCCCGAGGGGAGAGCCUUCGUCAUGGUGACUGAAAGAAGAAGGAGUGUCGUUGGUGUGUGUUAUUGUCGACUGGUCUGAAGGAUGGAUGCCGAUUGCAGGCCAUGAUCGAGAAAAAAGAUCGAGGUUUGGUUUUUGGUUGAAUUUUAUUAAUAAAUAAAGGUUUGGUUGCGAAUAAAGCGGCAAAGCGGAUAAAGCCUGGAACGUUUAAAAAUCAGCUACGUGUAGUACCAGUACCGUAAAGGCACAAGCCUUCAACGUUUGCCUCCGACAGGAAGACAGCAACUUCGGGACACCAGGACCUGCCUUCGGUCCAUCUCCCGGCCCUACACAUGGUCCCGAGAGACGGUCCCACACGACGACCUACACCAGCCCCACACCCCACACUUCCCGAGCAAAACUCAACCCCGCAAACUCCAAGGUUUGCGAUUAUCAUCCAACCAAACGAGUGACGAUCCGGCCUGCAAUCUGUGCUGUGCCUUCUCAGGUUGUUUUAUGAGUGAAAUGGCAGGGUGAGAGCAAGUAGAUUCAACCGCUUCUCCCCGGAAGCUCUUGCUACCCACCCAGAGUGCUUAUCUUAUUCCAUAAGAAACUACUACUCUACUACUAGCUAGGAAGGAAGAAUAAAUUCAAUAAAAGUGCCUAAUAAUCCUCAUUCCGGAAUGCAAGGAUGGGUUCAGCGUUGUUCAUACCGCCUCAUUUUGCCAUGACACGAAACCAUUCCAGUGAAUUUCUUAAUACAUGAAAACUGGGUUGUCGCGUGUCAUGACACGGGUGUCGUUCUUGAGGAGAUUCCUUAGCGCCUUGGUCAAUGCGAACAUGGACAUGUGAGACACACCAUCGUACAGACCAAGCUUGUCGGCGCCACCUUCAAUUUGUUGCUCGACGAGAUUAUCGAUAACGUCCGUGCUGGCAGGAAAUUUCCAUUCCUUCUCGACAAGUGCCUUGUCCUCACAACCAGCCGGGGCUUGGAAUGCCAUAAUGAAACCCCAGUCGCCACCAAAGCUGGGAAUGUUUGUGGAAUAGGGUACGACGCAGUCAAAGACGGUGCGAAGGGUAUUGUUGAUUGGUCCAUAACAGGAAGUAUCGGUUUCACCUGCUCCUUGGUGUUUUGCUGGGACAGCAUCGGCCGUUCCCGACUGUGUGACAAAGACACCAUUUGGGUUCAGGCGAGUCAAAGCAUGUUCGUAGAACUCUUUAGUGUAGAGCAUAAUGCCUGGUCCAGCUUCAAUGGGAUCGGAAAUAUCCAUGAUAAUCACAUCAAAAGUUUCUUGUGUCUCCAUCAUCCACUUGUGAGCAUCGCCAACAACCAAUUCAAAUCGUUUGUCGGAUGUUACAGUCUCCCCACCCCAUUCCGCUAGGAACUUUUUGCAAACCUCAAUAACUUUGCCAUCAAUAUCCACCAUCACACAGCGUUCAAUCGACUUGUGACGCAAGACUUCUCGGGCUGUGGCAAGCUCACCACCUCCGCCAAUAAAGACAGUCUUUGGAGGAGUGCCAGACAAAGCAGACCUCAACAUAGAAGGAUGGACAAGAGACUCAUGGUAGGCAAACUCGUCCAUCUGAGAACUCUGUGUCUUGCCAUCCGUGACCAGGGUCUAACGGUAUCAUAGAUCGGAGAAGAGAUUAUGGUGAGUUAAGCAAGGAAUACGGUAUGAAAUCGAGAGUGUCAGG